AUGACAGAGAACCUGACAGAGAACCUGACAGAGAACCUGACAGAGAACCUGACAGAGAACCUGACAGAGAACCUGACAGAGAAACUGACAGAGAACCUACAGGGCCUCAGACGGGCCCCGCUCACAGGGGCCUCAGACGGGCCCCGCUCACAGGGGUCUCAGACGGGGCCCGCUCACAGGGGCCUCAGACGGGGCCCGCUCACAGGGGUCUCAGACGGGCCCCGCUCACAGGGGUCUCAGACGGGCCCCGCUCACAGGGGUCUCAGACGGGCUCACAGGGGUCUCAGACGGGCCCCGCUCACAGGGGUCUCAGACGGGGCCCGCUCACAGGGGCCUCAGACGGGCCCCGCUCACAGGGGUCUCAGACGGGCCCCGCUCACAGGGGUCUCAGACGGGGCCCGCUCACAGGGGCCUCAGACGGGGCCCGCUCACAGGGGCCUCAGACGGGCCCCGCUCACAGGGGUCUCAGACGGGCCCCGCUCACAGGGGUCUCAGACGGGGCCCGCUCACAGGGGCCUCAGACGGGCCCCGCUCACAGGGGUCUCAGACGGGCCCCGCUCACAGGGGUCUCAGACGGGGCCCGCUCACAGGGGUCUCAGACGGGCCCCGCUCACAGGGGUCUCAGACGGGCUCACAGGGGUCUCAGACGGGCCCCGCUCACAGGGGCCUCAGACGGGGCCCGCUCACAGGGGCCUCAGACGGGCCCCGCUCACAGGGGUCUCAGACGGGGCCCGCUCACAGGGGCCUCAGACGGGGCCCGCUCACAGGGGUCUCAGACGGGCCCCGCUCACAGGGGCCUCAGACGGGCUCACAGGGGCCUCAGACGGGCUCACAGGGGCCUCAGACGGGCUCACAGGGGCCUCAGACGGGGCCCGCUCACAGGGGUCUCAGACGGGCCCCGCUCACAGGGGUCUCAGACGGGCCCCGCUCACAGGGGCCUCAGACGGGCUCUGCAAAGACACAUUCCAUGAUGUGUCUGCUCUUUAUCCAUGCUCCACAUAA
This is a messenger RNA of Knipowitschia caucasica, 1002 nucleotides long. Lineage: Eukaryota; Metazoa; Chordata; Actinopteri; Gobiiformes; Gobiidae. The record is from the annotation of a GenBank genome assembly.